CCAAUUAUUCGAUACAAUUUAUUUCAUUCAGUAGAAUUCGUGGGGCACAUGGAAAAAAGAGAGAUUGAAUUCUAAGGUCUUCUUCCCUGUUGCACUCGUCAGUGCAUCUUUCAGUAUAUCACAGCAUAUCUUUUCCAAUCUACUGCUGGAAUCAUCACUGGUUUCGUGUCCAGAAGCUUAAAUCCUCCAUGAAUUCUCAUUCUCAUGGACUCCAUCCAAAGCGUCGGAGCGAACAUGAAAGCUGGGCGCGCGGUUUUGGUGCUCCUCCUUCUCGGCACUCUCCUGCCUCUUGACCACUGCCGGGACGUGACGACGCUGCCGGAGAAAUCGUCCAACGCCGGCCCUGAGAGCAUCGAAUAUGGAAGCAAGUUCGCAGCUUGCUACCCCACGACUUGCGACAAUGGCGACCAAUGCUUCUGCUGCAGGUUGGCGCCGGGUUCUGCGUGCUUUCCUACCGAGGGCGAGUGCAGGGAUCGUUGCCGUCGAUGAUGUCCCAAAUGCCCCCUGCCGUGCGCCAGUUUGACCUUCAACAACUGUAGGAUCGAUGUAUAAGGCUUUGUUCCUCAAAUAAAAAUUGCAUUUUGCUGCUUUGGUAAUGGCAUGAUUUAGAUUCCAAGAAAUUAAAAAGUGAUCAUUGAUUGAAAUGAAAUGCCUCCUCUAUUCUCGGACCAAAGAAAUAGUCAUGUUGGUUUGGAUCUCAACAUGAUCUUUGCUAAAUUGUAUGAGGACGGUUAUGUCCACUCUGUCAGCCUCCCUAUCGACGCCUCAAGUUGGCAUCUCCUUCCCCGCAUCCACAGCCUCCACAUCCGGGUGACGGUGACCACCUCCACCCCAGCUGCGAUCAUAUAAUCUCCUCUCCACAUCUCCGUCUCCGCACCCCGAACGCCAUGGAGAUCAAGAUCCCAAGACGAGGAGACGGCAAGAACGGCAAGGAAGCCGAGAAGCCCCCGAGCCGGCUCCAGAGGCAGGCACCGGGAUCGCUACAGCUCGACGCCAAGAUGAAGGACGCCCUUGCGUCGCCGGAGAACGCCGCUACUUCCGCUCCGAUCCCCUUGCUGUCCCCGCUUGUGCCGUCUCCGCCGCUGUGGGACGUUCAGGAAACAGGCUCCCGAGGGGAGGAGGGCGAAGGCGUCGAUGGCGCCGGUGGGGACGUGGGCAUGGAGACGACUUCCCCGCCAUCUCCGCCGGAGGGAUGGCGUCACCCGGCUCUGGCCGUGGCGGCCGCGGAACCCGCGUCUCUGGUCCCUCUCUUCGAGUUCCAGUGCUCCAUGGUGCGCAACGUGCAAUAGCUAGCUUGGUAGACGGCGCAACUCCCUUUGACGAGGUUGAAGUGGCAUCCGUGGACGGCAGACGGUGGUGCCAUCCGUCCGCAUUGCUCUACGUGGGUGGGUGUAGAUGAAUGGAUGCAUUCCAACUCUGGGAUUGGUGACAUUAUAGUUCUUUGUGUUGUCUUACUAUAAUCUUCAAACAAGUACAAUAAACUUAUGUUAAUUGAUCAUAAUUAACGUUACAAAGUUAAGCUAACAACAGAGGUCCUAAAAGACAUGAACACUGGGAAAAGCUCUUAUCGUUUUUGCACGACAUGAAGACAGCCCCCACCACCUAAAAUCUUAUUGGAUUCAUCGAAUCUUAGAUGGCUUGACCAACUCGAUAGCUUUACGUAAACUGACAACGACUUGGCACCAAAGUCAAACACAUAUACUGCUCCAACAAGCGACGUUGGCAUGCAGCUCAUCAUAAGAGAGCAGGACGAAAAGAAAUCAAGGUCUCUGGUUUGCUAUCUGCAAAGACCAUACCAACCCAUGACAGUCCAAGAAAGAACAGAGAUGCCAUGAUUCCAUCCAUCGGAGAAGAAGAUGCAUGAAUGAAUGAAUGGUACUCACAAACCAACAUAGUAUAAGAGAUCUCCGGAGGAAUUAGCAAACACUCCUGUGUCGAGCAGAAUUGUCUUUACGAAUUCCCCACUGGCGGCCACGAAUUAGCAAACCAUUAACCUUCUUCAAUCCAGAGGAGGUCUGUGCCUGGAAUCGGCCUUCCUGCAACU
Messenger RNA from Musa acuminata subsp. malaccensis (wild Malaysian banana), 2044 nucleotides. NCBI's taxonomy places the organism in Eukaryota, Viridiplantae, Streptophyta, Magnoliopsida, Zingiberales, Musaceae. The record is from RefSeq and is a predicted model, not a curated record.